This is a messenger RNA of Acanthisitta chloris (rifleman), 3183 nucleotides long. RefSeq names its product Bloom syndrome, RecQ helicase-like (gene BLM). Gene Ontology annotation, biological process: double-strand break repair via homologous recombination; DNA replication; telomere maintenance. Gene Ontology annotation, cellular component: nucleus; cytoplasm; chromosome. The record is from RefSeq and is a predicted model, not a curated record. Lineage: Eukaryota; Metazoa; Chordata; Aves; Passeriformes; Acanthisittidae. The transcript is spliced from 17 exons. Gene Ontology annotation, molecular function: hydrolase activity, acting on acid anhydrides, in phosphorus-containing anhydrides; DNA binding; 3'-5' DNA helicase activity. The coding region runs from base 13 to 3183 and encodes 1056 amino acids.
CUGUACAGCGUGAUGGAGGCUGUCUGUGAGCUGGUGGAUGCCAUCCCCCUACAGGAGCUGCAGUCCCUGUCCUGUGCCAGAGCCCUGCUCCAGCACAGGGACCUCAGGAGGAAAUUGCUGGCUAAUUCUGCCAGUUUGAACCACAGUGGCCUGAAUACUCUUCCCAGAAGCAGGAAGACUCCUGUGGGGCAGGGCCCUGGUGCCUCUCCUGGUGCUGCUCCAGGUUUUGGCCAGAGCUGGAGCUUCAGCUUGGACAGAGACUCCCUCAAAUCCGUGACCCUGCUGUCGAUGUGCUCUGUUCAUUCCAGCAACUCUUCUGCCAAAGCAAAUCAAACCUUGAAUACCUCCUGUGCUUCAAAGCAAAGUGUUGUGGAGAUCACCUGUCCAGGAAGUACAGUGUUGUCUUUUCCCAAGGGAAGUGGCAGCGGGGGAGGUUCCCUCAGACUCAGCCUCUGCUCUGAGCCCUCUAGCAGCAGCAGCUGGGGUGAAAGUCCGGGAGUGAGGGAUGGGAAACAACCCCUGACCAGCACAGCCCUGAAAGCUCAGAGCACAGCUCCCACUGCCAGUCCUGCAGCGAACAGUUUGGGUACAAAUGACCCAGAUUUCGACCUGGAUCACUUUGACAUUGAUGACUUUGAUGAGGACUGGGAGAGCUCAGUGAGUGUUUCAGCUCCUGAGGCUCCAUCAACACCAUUGUACCAGCCCAGCAAGGAAGGUCCACCUGCCAAGUCCCUCUUGUCCAAGAUCAUGUCCAGAGCCCAGGGGUCUGCUGUGGGAUCCAAUCCUUCUGCUCCAAAGUCAAGCUUCCCGAUGGCCACAAAGAACCAUCCAGACCCAGUGGUCCAUAACCCUGCACUGGAGCGCUUCAGGGGUAUGAAGUUUUCCCACUCUGAAGAAAUGAUGACCAUAUUCCACAGGAAGUUUGGAUUGCACUAUUUCAGGACAAACCAGCUGGAGGCCAUCAAUGCUGCCUUGCUGGGGGAAGAUUGUUUCAUCCUGAUGCCCACAGGAGGUGGGAAAAGCUUGUGCUACCAGUUGCCAGCCUGUGUCUCUGCUGGGGUCACUAUUGUUAUCUCUCCGCUGAGGUCGCUCAUCAUUGAUCAGGUUCAGAAGCUGAAGACUUUAGAUAUUGCUGCAACAUACCUGACUGGUGACAGAACUGAUGCUGAUGCCUCAAAAAUAUACAUGCAGUUGUCAAAGAAGGAUCCUGUCAUAAAGCUGCUGUAUGUCACCCCUGAGAAGGUGUGUGCCAGCAGCCGACUGAUGUCAGCCCUGGAGAACCUCUAUGACAGGAAACUCUUGGCGCGUUUUGUCAUCGACGAGGCUCACUGUGUCAGCCAGUGGGGCCACGACUUCAGACAGGACUACAAACGCCUCAACAUGCUGCGCAGAAAGUUCCGCUCGGUGCCCAUGAUGGCUCUCACUGCCACUGCCAACCCUCGGGUGCAGAAGGACAUCCAGAACCAACUCGAGAUGCUGAAACCACAAGUGUUUACAAUGAGCUUCAACAGGCAUAACUUGAAAUACGAUGUGUUGCCCAAGAAGCCAAAGAAGGUGGCGAUAGACUGCUUGGAAUGGAUCAAAAAAUACCACCCCCAUGACUCUGGGAUCAUUUAUUGCCUCUCCCGGCACGAAUGUGACACCACAGCAGCCAUCCUGCAGAAAGAGGGGCUGGCUGCCCUGGCCUACCAUGCCGGCCUCACUGACUCCAGCAGGGACCUCGUGCAGCAGAAGUGGGUCAACCAGGAGGGAUGCCAGGUGAUAUGUGCCACGAUUGCCUUUGGAAUGGGCAUUGAUAAGCCCGACGUGCGCUACGUCAUCCACGCAUCCCUGCCCAAAUCCAUUGAAGGUUACUACCAGGAGUCUGGCAGAGCUGGACGGGAUGGAGAGAUGUCUCACUGCCUGCUCUUCUACAGCUACAGCGAUGUCACCAGGCUGAGGAGGCUCAUCCUCAUGGAGAAGGAUGGGAACAGCCACACCAGGCAGACCCACUUCAACAACCUGUACAGCAUGGUGCACUACUGCGAGAACGUGGUGGACUGCCGCCGCAUCCAGCUGCUCGCCUACUUCGGGGAAACCAACUUCAACCCCACCUUCUGCAAGGACCACCCAGAAGUCAUCUGUGACAACUGCAGUAGGAAGAAGGACUAUAAGUCCAGGGAUGUGACUGAGGAUGUGAGGAGCAUCGUGCGGUUCGUGCGGGAGCACUGCGGGGCCGUGGGGCAGCUCAACAGGAAGAGGAACGCAGGCUUGGGCAGGUACACCCUGAACAUGAUGGUGGACAUUUUCUUAGGUGCAACCAGUGCCAAGAUUCAGACUGGAAUAUUUGGGAAGGGAGCUGCCUACUCCAGGCACAAUGCUGAAAGGCUGUUCAGAAAACUGGUGCUGGACAAGAUCCUGGAUGAAGACUUAUACAUCACAGCUAAUGACCAGGCAGUGGCAUACGUCAUCCUGGGAGAGAAGGCUCAGGCUGUGCUAGAUGGGUCCCUCCAGGUGCAGUUCCACGAGACAGAGAAUGCCAGUGCCAUCAGAAGGCAAAGGGCUUCCAUGGCAAAGAUGUCCCGGCGGGAGGAGAUGGUUAAACAGUGCCUCAGUGAGCUCACAGACACCUGCAAGACGCUGGGCAAAGUCUUUGAUGUGCAUUACUUCAACAUUUUCAGUACUUCCACCCUGAAGAAAAUAGCGGAAACCUUGUCCUCAGAUGUGGAGGUUUUGCUGCAGAUUGAUGGUGUCACAGAGGACAAACUGGAGAAAUAUGGUGCAGAAAUAAUCAAAGUGAUGGAUAAGUACUCAGAACAGUCCAUCCCAGAAGACACUGCCUGCCCCAGUGCAGACACAGCCCUGGGGAGCACCAGCACACCUGGGAGCGAUGGGGAAGCAGAGGAUGCAGGCACAACCUCCAGCUACUUUGGCAACAACACGAACCAAAGGAGAAAGAGGAAACGGCCACCAAAUGCCAGAGACUCCAAGAGGAAAAAGACCAGUGCGGGUGGCAGCCAACAGUUCCACCCCAGAGGUGGCUACAGCAGGUACAGAAGGACCAAGAGGCCUCCCAGCUCAAAGGCUGCAGCCCCCUUUGGCCCCAGCUCUGCAUCCCAGGGAGCUGCUGGGAAGCUGGGCAUGAUGGCACUCCCCAAACCCAAAUCCAGGCACUUCCUCCAGCCUUCGUAUUCCGUAUUGUAA